Molecule: messenger RNA, 345 nt
Organism: Styela clava
Lineage: Eukaryota; Metazoa; Chordata; Ascidiacea; Stolidobranchia; Styelidae
Product: transmembrane protein 256 homolog
Cellular component (GO): membrane
Source: RefSeq, a predicted model, not a curated record
AUGGCUUCUUAUUAUGGUCGAUUGUUUGUUAGAAUUGCUGGAAUAUCUGGUGCUUCUGCAGUAGGAUUAGCAGCAUAUGGAGCACAUGGUAUACAUAAAGAAGAUGAGCACAGAAAACUCAUAUUUGAUAAUGCAAAUCGACAACAUUUCUUUCAUACUCUUGCUCUUCUGGCAGUGAGCCGAUGCAAAUAUCCAUUACUAACUGGAGCGAUACUGACUACAGGAAUGCUUGUGUUUUGUGGAAGUUGUUAUUACCAAUCAAUAACAGGAGACAGUUCAAUUCGACCCAUAACACCAUACGGAGGAAUUUUGUUAAUCGUGGGAUGGCUGUCUAUGGUGCUCUGA